CUUCACGUAGAUAUAUAUAUAAUGUCAUCUACAAGAAUCUAAAGAUGGGAAAAUUUGCGAGUUUUUGGAGUGAAAUAGCUGUGAUAACGGGGUUUUUGUCAAUACUCUCUCUCGCUAUUAACACCGCAGUUGUAGGAACAGACGUGAGCCAAGACAAUGAAAUGCAUAAAUCAAAUACGAGCGUAAACAUUGUGCCAGAAGUCGAGGCAACAUUGGAAGAAUUGACGCGCUUCCUUAAAGCUGGUGAUUUAGUUCAAGAUAAAGACACAUUAUUGCCAAUAUUGGUAACGUCAUUGGGUACAAACGAAAAAUAUAUCGAAUGCAAUGAUAUGAACAACAGUGUUUGCCUUGUCCAAAAUGGCCAUGAAGUUGUGUAUCUGAGUGUAAUCAUCACCAAAGAGAAUUUGUUCACUUCACAUCUUCGAAACCCAUCUUCUCUCGAAUAUAAACAACUUUCCCGAGCUUUGGAACAGAAGAUAGAUUCGAUUGUAAGACGAGACUUCUCACUGCCUUCGCUAAUUUCUGCCAAAGUCAUGCAGUUCAGGAAAGGAAGUAUCAUUGCUGACCUUAGACUGGAAUUUGCUGACAAAGAUGAGCAUCAGAGGGUGCGAAAGAAACGGGAGGCUGGCGGGCAAACAUCACAGAGCAGCGAAAUAUCGAAACAUUUCCAUUCACCACACGCAUCAACAACUCCGCUUUCACAUAAUUUGACAAGCUCCUCGACAUUCACCAAGUUCAAAAUUUCAACAACUGCAAUUUUGGCUGCAGUAAGUCCAAGUAAUGCAACACAGUCUUCUAGUGAAUAUGGCCUUACCAUUCACAGCACCACCUCGCCAAUCCGUCGUUCAUCGAGCCCAAUACUUUCCUCAGACUAUUCAACAAACGGUUUCUUGACAAGCAUAGGAAAAACAACCGGCAAAGUUUUCACCUCGCCAGCUUCAACUGCUGGUGUACAAAGCACUGGGAUCUCUGAUAAAGUAUCAACAACUUUUGAAAGCCGACAAAUAGAAAAGACAAGCGAAACUAAAACACCAAAGAACGAACCACAUUCAACUAUAUAUAGUUCUUCAGUUGCAGUGCAGACACAGACCGUUCAAAAUUCGGCUACGCUAUCUGCACAUUCCAACAGCAUAUUUACCAAUCAUUCUUCAGUUUACCAAGCAUCCUCUUCAUUGACUAUCCUCUCCCAUCCCCAUUCCACAAUCACGCCUGCUGGAUAUUCUUCCGUAUACAAAACACCUUCACUCACAAGUCUCCCUACAAUUCUGCAAACGGUUGGCAAUUCGGUAUCGCUAACCACAGUCCUUGACCAAUUCAAGUCGAUGUCCGAAACAACCCUUACAGGAGAUACGACUAUUUCCUCUGACCCGCCACUUAACACUUCCUUUCUGAAUACUCAGGCAGAGACACAAACUAGUGAAAAUAUUGAACCAAGCUCCACUUUUCAUGCCGUUUUUACCAGCACAUUCAGACCUUCCGUAAACAUCACCACUCCUCCUACUCCUGAUACGAAACAAGCUGAAAUGACGCCCUCUUUAAACUAUUCCGACAGUGUAAUUUCACCCUUACAGUCACACAUAUCUACAACUCCACGACCCCGAUGAUUCUACGGCAACAAAGUAUUAUGCUUCCUCGCCUGUUGUAACAUGUUCACAGUGUUCAAUUGUUACCAGUAUACCUGCAGGACAUCCGCAAAAUAUGACACCAUCCAGUGUUUAUGCAAGUGCUAGUACUAUUAACAGACAACAGAUAAACUCAACAGAAGUUCUUAAUGUCAAAUCAACAACUUUUUCUUCAAUGUACAUCAAUGUUUCUAGCCUAUAUGGUAAAUAUACUCCAAGCAUGUCAUCUAACAUUAAAUCAAGCGCAGAUACCAUAAAAAACCAGGGACUAAAUUCUACAGAAGUCUUACGUUCUAUGACUGGAAUUCCUUCGACUUCAAUGCUCCUGUUAUCACCACAGAGCACAUCUGUCAACUCAAACAGAAGCUAUUUGCAUUCUACAAGUUCCUUUCUAACAAGGAAUGCCAUAUUCCAAACAACGUCCCUUUACAGUUCAAUAAUCAAGGCAUCCACAUUCAAUACAUUCGUGCCCUCCCCAACGAACCAAUCAAGUUCAAUGCUACACAAGUCGUUUUCUACAGGAAGCAUGAAUCAAAAAAUGAACCAAACAACUUCAACCUUCAGCAGAACAAGCAUAGCCGAGGUGAAGGACUCCUCGGUAAGCCUAUCCUAUACCCUACAACACCCGUCGAGCCAAACAGCUUUACACACUAUCAGUACAAGCAUAGCCACUUUAACAAGUCUGUUUCUUGAAGUGAAAAAUACAUCAACAAACCCCUCCUAUACACCACCACUUCCGUCGUCUACAGUGGUAACCAAUUUUUCUUCGAAAUCAAGUAUGAACCAAACAGCGUCGUAUUUUAGCUCGAGUCUAAUUGCAACAUCAAGUAUGUUUCUUGAAGUAAAAAAUUCUUCAACAAACCCUUCCCUUACACCACCACUACCGUCGUCUACAGUGGUAACCAAUUUUUCUUCGAAAUCAACCAUGAACCAAACAGCGUCGUAUUUUAGCUCGAGUCUAAUUGCAACAUCGAGCAUGUUUCUUGAAGUAAAAAAUUCAUCAACAAGCCCCUCCCUUACACCAUCACUAUCGUCGUCUACAGUGGUAACCAAUUUUUCUUCGGAAUCAAGUAUGAACCAAACAGCGUCGUAUUUUAGCUCGAGUCUAAUUGCAACAUCGAGCAUGUUUCUUGAAGUGAAAAAUUCAUCAACAAACCCCUCCCUUACACCAUCACUAUCGUCGUCUACAGUGGUAACCAAUUUUUCUUCGAAAUCAAGUAUGAACCAAACAGCGUCGUAUUUUAGCUCGAGUCUAAUUGCAACAUCGAGCAUGUUUCUUGAAGUAAAAAAUUCAUCAACAAGCCCCUCCCUUACACCAUCACUAUCGUCGUCUACAGUGGUAACCAAUUUUUCUUCGAAAUCAAGUAUGAACCAAACAGCGUCGUAUUUUAGCUCAAGUCUAAUUGCAACAUCAAGCAUGUUUCUUGAAGUGAAAAAUUCAUCAACAAACCCCUCCCUUACACCAUCACUAUCAUCGUCUACAGUGGUAACCAAUUUUUCUUCGAAAUCAACCAUGAACCAAACAGCGUCGUAUUUUAGCUCAAGUUUAAUUGCAACAUCAAGCAUGUUUCUUGAAGUAAAAAAUACUUCAACAAACGUCUACUAUACAUCACCAUUCCUGUCAUCCACAAUGGUAACCAAUUUUUCUUCAAAAUCAAGUAUGAACCAAACAGCGUCACGUCUUAGCUCGAGUCUAAUUCCAACAUCAAGCAUGUUUCUGGAAGUGAAAAAUUCAUCAACAAACCCCUCCCUUACACCACCACUACAGUCGUCCACAGUGGUAACCAAUUUUUCUUCGAAACCAACCAUUAAACAAACAGCGACGUAUUUUAGCUCAAGUCUAAUUGCAACGUCAAGCAUGUUUCUUGAAAUCAAAAAUUCGUCAACAAACCCCUCCCUUACACCACCACUACCGUCGUCAACAGUGGUAACCAAUUUUUCUUCGAAAUCGAUCAUGAACCAAACAGCGUCACCUUUUAGCUCGAGUCUAAUUCCAUCAUCGAGCAUAUUUCUGGAAUUUAAAAAUUCGUCACUAACUCUGUCCUAUACUCCGACACAAUCAACCAUGAAUGACACACCAACUAUUUCCAAAAGGAUCGUCACAACAUCAAGUGCGGUAUCUGGUUCAAUAUAUAAAAAUCGUAGUACGCUUACACAAAUUUCGACCUCCACAUUCACACCUGAAAUCGCGAGCAAUAAUAAAACGAUAAUACCUACAACUUCAUUAAACAUGAUAAACCAAACAUUUAUCAGCACUGUUACCACCACCAUCACUAACAGUACUGAUAUGUCGAUGACCUCCAUUGUCGAUCCCUCAACGAGAAGUUCCCCAUAUAACACCAGUUACCUACUAACAACACAGCACUCCAACAACAAAACCUCGGUUCACACGCUACUCUCCUUAACGUCAAUAGCAAGUACAUCGAUUGCAAAUUCGAGCUAUCUUGGAAUCACCUCCUCGAGCUCGUCGCAAUACAACAUUUUACUUUCCGGGUUCAACUUCUGCAAACAUAACACAACUGUUGACCACAGCACUGACACCUCCUUACAGCUCUAGUUUAUCA
Messenger RNA from Dendronephthya gigantea, 4186 nucleotides. RefSeq names its product probable GPI-anchored adhesin-like protein PGA55. The record is from RefSeq and is a predicted model, not a curated record. Bases 1699 to 4179 code for a protein of 826 amino acids. NCBI's taxonomy places the organism in Eukaryota, Metazoa, Cnidaria, Anthozoa, Malacalcyonacea, Nephtheidae. The transcript has 7 exons.